AUGCUGGGUGUAAAUGAUCAUAAUUACUCCAGCAAUUAUGUGAUUGUGUGUGGUUGUUGGUGCUGUGUGGCUUUGUAUAUCCAGAAUGGAGCUCUUUUUCAGGAUUCAUUUGAUCCUUUUCAUAGUGAUGCCACUUACUGUGACAUCAAUCUACAACUGCAUAUGACAAGUGCUGCUAUUGGAGUCAACUAUGGAUUCGAAGGAGACAAUAUUCCAUCAGCAUAUGGUGUGAUAGAACUCUACAUGAAAAAACAUUCCUCUCUUGAGAAUGCUAGAGCCAAAUGCAGAUCAGUAAAUGCUGCCAAAGUCUUAGGAGUCGCUUCCCCUCCUCCUGCUGCGAGCUUCAGCAACGAUGCUGGUGCAGAUAUGCAGGGGAUUAUCACAUGGUUAGCAGGUACAAAUAACCCGCUGCUAAUCAAUGUGCACCCUUGUUACGUCUUUGCUUCAAAUCCUUACAAAAUAACUUUAGAUUAUGCACUUUUCAGUGCAAAGCAACCUAUAGUUGAUGGAGUCACUCGGUACUACAGUCUAUUUGAGGCUAUGGUGGAUGCAGUUUACGCGGCCUCGAGUAGAGUUGGUGGGAGUAAUGUGGCAGUAGACCAGUAG
Chenopodium quinoa (quinoa) is the source of this 606-nucleotide messenger RNA. RefSeq names its product glucan endo-1,3-beta-glucosidase-like. Gene Ontology annotation, biological process: carbohydrate metabolic process. Gene Ontology annotation, cellular component: plasma membrane. The transcript has 4 exons. The record is from RefSeq and is a predicted model, not a curated record. Gene Ontology annotation, molecular function: hydrolase activity, hydrolyzing O-glycosyl compounds. Bases 1 to 606 code for a protein of 201 amino acids. NCBI's taxonomy places the organism in Eukaryota, Viridiplantae, Streptophyta, Magnoliopsida, Caryophyllales, Amaranthaceae.